Messenger RNA from Eruca vesicaria subsp. sativa (arugula), 1852 nucleotides. The record is from the annotation of a GenBank genome assembly. NCBI's taxonomy places the organism in Eukaryota, Viridiplantae, Streptophyta, Magnoliopsida, Brassicales, Brassicaceae.
CCAGAGCUCUUUAUUCCGUGACCUAGAAACUGUUAGGUAGAGAAGCCAUGAGAGAGAUCGUCACGAUUCAAGUUGGAGACUUCGCGAACUUUGUCGGUUCUCAUUUCUGGAACUUCCAGGAUGAACUCCUCGGAUUGGCGAGUGACCCAGAAAGCGAUCCAAUUUUUCGAAAUAAUAAUCUCGACAUGGACGUCCUUUACCGCUCCGGUGAAACCCAACAGGGAGUUUCUACAUACACUCCUCGUCUGCUUUCAAUCAACUUCAAAGGGUCACUAGGCUCCAUGAGCUCACGUGGUACACUCUACACUGAAGGUUCAUCGUCAAGAUCAGACUCUUCCAAAACCUGGUCUGGAGAGGUUGAUACUCAGAGAUCUAAGCCUCGAAACAAGAACUUGUUUCAACAAAACUUAUACGAGGAAGCAGAGAUUGAGGACAAAGAUAUUGUUGGAUGCUUAGAUGAAACUGUUGAAUGUUGGACAGACUUCUCCAAAUCCCAUUACCAUCCUCAAUCUCUAUACGAGCUAAACGGAUUAUGGAUGGACUCUCAGGACUUCAACAACUACGGGAUCGGUAAAGACGUGUUCUCAGAAGCCUCACGUGGAGAUGAAAUAACCGACAGACUCAGGUUCUUCGUUGAAGAGUGUGAUCAUAUUCAGGGUGUUAACUUCCUUGUGGAUGAUUCAGGAGGCUUCUCUGCUCUAGCAGGUGAUUUUCUAGAGACAAUGGCUGAUGAAUACACAAACAUUCCUGUAUUGCUUUACUCCCUGAGGAGUCCAGUGUCACAGAAGAAGACAGUUUCAAGCAAGCUUCAUGAUGCUAUAUCGUUUUCAAGACUCUCUUCCUUUUGUAAACUCUUUACUCCAAUGGGUUUACCUUCCUUGAGUGGAAGUAAGUAUCUUAACCUCGGAGAUGAGAAGCCUUAUAGAAGCAGUGCAGUGUACGCAGCUGCUUUGCAUUCAAGCACACUCCCUUUCAGAAUGCAAAACACAAGUUUAGAUUCAAGUGAAGUGUCUAACGCUAUGGAUGUCAACACACUUGUGCAGCUUCUAACUAGCCGUGGAAGGCAAAACAUAGUGGCGAUUCUUGAUUCCGCAAUGCCAAUAGGGAAGGAGUUGGAGAAGACUCUUUUAACUGAUCUGCUAACGCUAACUCCGGAAGUAACUGAAGAUGUGGAAGACAAUCUAUCAGCUGAGUCAAUGUGUGUACUUGGAGCUUUGAGCUCAGAAGACAAAGAAGCAUUAGUUUCAGAAGUGAGGAAUGCUGUUGAUGCAUGUUAUGAACAGAGGGAUAACACCAAACCUUUGUUUUGUAACUUAUCUGUCUCACGUUGUCCUCUCCCUGUGCCAUUACCGUUUCCUUCUAUAUUUGGAAACCUUGUUGGGAGAAAAGGUGAGAUUCUAAGCAGUCCAGUGGUCUCGGAUUCUGUUUACAGAGGCUCAUUGGAUGUUCACUCUGUACCAGUAGCUACAAGGUGGAGAUCUUCGAGCGCGGUUUUGCCGUUCUUGGAGAGUAGGAUGGGGAAUUUAGAGAAGCUUGGGAUACAAUGGGGAGCUGUGGGAUCAGAUGUGGUGAGGGAAUGGGGAUUUGGGAGAGAAGAGUUACAGGAGAUGAGAGAGAAUAUGUCAAAAAUGGUGUCUGAGCUUAGUCCUCAUCAUUUUUCAGAAUCUGAAGAUUCAGAUUAGAGUCUUUUAAGUUAUGUCUUAAAACAAAACUGUUGUAUUAUACUGUUGUGUCAUCUCUGAUAGGGGUUGGUCAUUUUGGUUUAUAAUUCAGGUUCAGUUUGGGUUUUUGGAUUCUAUAAAAACUUUGAUGAAAAUUGAAAAUCAAUUGAAACUAGUUUGGUUUGUCUUCG